CCGCCCCUGAAUUCGUGCACCUUCCACGCGCGUGCGUCGUGAAUCGCUGGCGCGAGAGAGGCGGCGCGCGGUGCAGUCGCGAGAUGACAGACAGCGGCAACUGACGCGACGCACCGCUAUAAACUCGGAUGCCCUACCAAACACGUCAGCGUCUCUAUUGGUGUAUUCUGCGCUUGAAUAACGGCGAACGAGUGAAAUUAAAGCGGUUUCGGAGCCAUUGUUUGCCCGUGCGGAUCACAAACUGCAUCUAUCCAUCACUAGUCGCGGGAGCGUGAGAUGACAAAGUGAAAGAACCUGGAGAUGUCUCAGAAGAAGUUCUUCCUACUGUUGAUUGCUCUCAGUACUGUCAGCUUGCUUCUGCACCAUGGGGGUCACUUGACGUUGGAGGCAUUCUGGUUGGGAUGUCCAUCCUCCAUAAUGCCCUCCACCCAGCGCAGCAUUGGACCUGCUAAACACACCAGUAUAGCCUUCUUGAAGACUCAUAAAACCGCCAGCACCACUGUGCAGAACAUCCUCUUUCGCUUUGCAGAACGCAACAACCUCACAGUGGGGCUGCCCAUCACCACCUGUGACCACCAGUUCUGCUACCCUCGGCCGUUCAGCUCCCACUUUGUUCACCCGCACACCACGCCACCUGACAUAAUCACCAACCACUUACGGUUCAGCCGGGCUGAGCUACGACGCCUCAUGCCCAACAACACCGUGUACAUCACUAUAUUGCGGGAACCGGGAGCGAUGUUUGAGUCUCUUUUUACCUACUUCAAUCAGCACUGUCAUAGCUUUAAGCGUGUCCCGAAUGGCUCUUUAGAGACUUUUCUGAAGCACCCUUGGAGAUACUAUCGUCCAGAAGAGAAUGAUUCGAUGUAUGCGAGAAAUACACUGACUUUCGACCUCGGUGGUGACAAGGACCGGCCGCAUUCGGAAGCGGUGGGGUAUGCGAAACGAUUCGCCGCGGAGUUGGAGCGGGUGUUCUCGUUGGUUAUGAUCUCGGAAUACUUUGACGAAUCAUUGGUGCUGCUGCGCCGCUUGUUGUCUUGGGAUCUCGAUGAUGUUUUGUACAUCAGUCUCAACAUGCGCACGCCUGACUCCAAGAACAGCCUUUCCAGCGAAACUACGGCCAAAAUCAGAGCCUGGAACACAAUAGAUUCGGUACUGUACGAUUACUUCAACGCUUCGCUGUGGCGGCAGCUGAGAGCAUUGGGACUCGCAUGUGUCGAGCGAGAAGUCCUGCUGUUGCGACAGUCUCGUGACCGACUUGUCCGUAGCUGCUUCGGGGGAAAUUUGCCGCCUCUUCGCUCUGCUGCACAGAUCCAAAACAAGGAAUUACGGCCUUGGCAGCCAAGCAGCAAAGUGGCAAUCGUUGGGUACGAUUUACCAGUUAACGUAACACAAAAAGGCCCCAUCCCUCGGCAAGACAAGUGUCUAAAGAUGAUAAUGCCAGAAGUGCAGUACACGCGGCUGUUGCUACGCUCAGAGUCUCUACAAUAUCGGAAGCGAUAUCCGUCACGGAGCUCCCAGCUGACUACACGAUCUGUGGGACAAGUUCGGGCGCACAGAGAGUCCCCAGCUCCGAGUUUGGUCCCACGACCAUCGGAUACGAUGACUCGGAGCCCCAAAGAAGCGCUACGCCAUUCCCAAAGACCUGUGUGAAAGGAUAGUCCUAUAAUUCCCCACUCCUUGUUCUGGACUGCAGCUAAAUAUCCAUGAGUUGUUGGAAUUACUUGAAAGCUUUUUUAUUAGAUGUGAGCACAACCAAACGCACGCUCACAACUCUUGUUCUAUAAGUUGGGAUUACCAUUGUGUUCAUAAAAUUUAAUUGUAAAAAGUUAAAGGAAAAUAUAUAUUGAAGUCUAAAAGCCUGACAUCUGGAAUGUCUCAAUCUCUCAAGGACUAUCUCCCCAUAUAUACCAUCAUCCCUCAUUGUUUGUAUAUAAGCAAUCCGCUUCAGAUAGCUACUUAAAGCUUAUCUUUUAUGGUCAUAGCUGCUCUAGAUUGUUGAUCAGCUGUAUAUUGGGUUAACCUGGUAGAUCAUCUUGGUCAAAGUUGGUUAGACCACCUUGAUAGACUCCCAGCAACAAACCAGCAUGGCAUGACCUUGAAGUUACGACAGGGUUUCAGAAGAUAUCUUUGCUCUAUUGGAUAUUUGAGUUGAGUAUUGUUAGGCUUUCUUUUAGUGACAGCGCUUCGUUUAAGUCUGAACGUUCACUCACUCAUCAGCAUAAUGACAGCUGCACCUGAGCCACAAAUUGCCAUAACCUACUCUUCAGUUAUGGUCAAAAAACCUUGCAUCAUGUGUCGAUGAUGAUCUUAUAGGAUAUUUAAAUAUUCUUUACUGUUCUACUCUUUUUGAGCAGUGCUUGGGUUACACUGCCCAUUUUUAUGAGGCCACUACUGAACAAGCCAGAGAGCUUUAGCCUUGAGUAAAAGCUGGGAAUGGCGACGAGACAAUUCGUCUACAUAGACAGUGGCCGAAAAAUCGCUAUAUGUUCUCAGCAUUUUUAGUUCGAUCCUUGUGUGUUUUUCGGGAUAAUAAUGUUUAUACUGCAGUGCACUUGAAAAUGCGUAACUUGUAUGUAAUCAAAUCAGAGUAGGAAAUCGAGCUCCAAAUUGUCAGUUUAAGGCCAACAGGCAAGUAAACUCGAUGCCUGUGUUCACAUACUGGCGUAGAGUAUGCUAACUUUUCCUUUUUGGAUCUUCGCUGUAAAGGUACUCGGUGGUGACCGACUGAAUGGUGGCCACCUUCAUAAAGAGUCGUGCCGGUGGAAUGUAAAAACAGUCCUUCGACUGUCUUUGUACUUAAGACAACACUGCAUCACUUUCAUUCAGUGUUUCUCAACUGGUUUGGUUUUGCAGAUAGAUUUUACCAUAGAGUCUGACUGGACGCAUUAAAUCAGACCCGCGACCAACCAGUUGGGAACCACUGGUUUAGGACGGUGUUUCCCAAUCCUGUACCUAUAGGCACCCCAACUCUACAUGUUUUUUGAGCUCUUCCUUAUCAAGUUCACCUAAAUCAACUCGUCAGCUAAUUAGUGGAGACUCCUUAGACCUGAAAUGGAUGGGUCAGAUAACGGAGAUGUUCAAAAUGUUGGGGCGCCUCCAGGAACAGGGUUGGGGAAAUAUUGGUUUAGGCAACCAAAUAGAAACUGAAUACCUCUGAAAGAACAGCCUCUUACAGAAGGUUGUUUCUAAUAUUGGAUUAUUUGCCAUUAACUUUUGAAUUAAGCUAAAUUUCAUUGUGGGUCAAGUCAUAAUUUUCAUCAUUCAUUUGGUAAAAUCUCACCAUCUUAUUUUACUUACUGUACUUUUUAGAAAAUUGUAUUUGGAGCAAUAUAGCAAUGGCGUGUAUGCCAUAAUGUUAAUAAGUAUACUAGAAAUGGAGGUAUAAAGAUCAAAACAUGAUGAGUCUUGAAACAAUCGUCCGCCCAUAAACCAGCUCCUGUUUUUAGGAGUCCCGGUUGAUAUUUGACGAAAUACCGUUGGUGUCUCUUGCAUAAAGUCUGGAUCUAUGAAUCCCAAAAGCCAACUUUCUCAUUUCUUCAUGUUUCAAAAUUAGAAAAUACCUCAGAAGGUAAAUUUUUUAGUGGAAGUGUCUCAGUCCUUAAUUACUGUCAAGACAUUUGCGAUGUAGAAAGUGCUCUUUGUAUAUAAUGUACUUUCUGUUGUACAUGAACAAUUGUGAGUUGUGAAACUCAAAACUCGUUCGUCUUUCUUGUUUGGGUUGGGAAACCUCUUGGUAGAUGACGCUGGAGACAAUUCAGUGGACAUUUGUCAUCUCUGACAUAUUGUAAGACAAAUUUGAAGUAAAGCAUUUACCGUACCACAAUUUCCUGUAUACAAAGAACCUGCUGUGGAAUUGCAACCGGAAGAACUUUUCAUGAAGACAUUAUGAGAGAUUUUCAUGCGUUUUUUUUGUGCUGGUUGGUGAUAAAAUCAUUCUUUCAUACUUUAUUUAUUUAAUUUAACUGCUACAGUGACUUUUUAUGGGCUUUAAAUAAGAUGACAAUCAGAGGUUUGCUUCUAAAGCUGUGUGACGAAAGAUGUGAAAACAUUGACCAUUAAAACUGAAACUGGGAAACAACA
Molecule: messenger RNA, 4080 nt
Organism: Pimephales promelas (fathead minnow)
Lineage: Eukaryota; Metazoa; Chordata; Actinopteri; Cypriniformes; Leuciscidae
Gene: gal3st3
Product: galactose-3-O-sulfotransferase 3
Biological process (GO): glycolipid biosynthetic process
Cellular component (GO): membrane
Molecular function (GO): galactosylceramide sulfotransferase activity
Source: RefSeq, a predicted model, not a curated record